GUGUAAAUCAAACUUGCCCUUUAUUACUGUAAGCAUUUCCAACCAGGUCACCGGUGCUGUCUCUGUAAUUUACCAAAUGACGAUGUCUUUCGUGUCUGUUAGUCCUGACAGUGACUUCCCCAUACAGAAUCUUCCUUAUGGAAUAUUUUCUACACCAUCUAAUUUGACACACAGGAUUGGUGUGGCUAUAGGUGAUCAGAUUUUGGACCUCAGUGUUGUGAAGAACCUGUUUGAUGGCCCUGCACUUCGGAAUCAGCAGUCUGUGUUUGAUGAGACAACAUUAAAUGCUUUUAUGAGCCUUGGUCGUUCAGCAUGGAAGGAAGCUAGAGCCACGUUACAGAAACUGUUGUCUGCAGAUGAACCUAUCCUUCGGGACAACAGUAGUCUUAGGGACAGAGCAUUUGUUCCCCAGAACUCAGCUCAGAUGCAUCUACCCGCUAAAAUAGGUGAUUACACAGACUUCUACUCUUCCAAAAACCAUGCAUUCAAUGUCGGCUGUAUGUUCCGAGGAGAGGACAAUGCUCUAAUGCCAAACUGGACACACUUACCGGUUGGUUACCAUGGUCGCGCCUCGUCAGUGGUUGUAUCGGGUACUGACAUCAGACGCCCUAAUGGACAGACACGUCCUGAUGACACUAAGCCUCCUGUGUUCACCAAAUGUAGACUUCUAGACUUCGAGUUGGAGAUGGCUUUCUUCACUGGGCCUGCUAAUAAGCUUGGUGAACCAAUCACCAUGGACAAUGCAGAGGACCACAUCUUUGGGAUGGUGCUGAUGAACGACUGGAGUGCACGAGACAUACAAAAGUGGGAGUAUGUGCCUCUUGGUCCCUUCCUUGGGAAGAACUUUGGUACAACAAUUUCCCCUUGGGUGGUGUCAAUGGACGCCCUCAAACCCUUUACUGUUCCAAAUAUGGCCCAGUCUCCUGACCCUCUACCGUACCUUCAACAUGAAGAGCCUUACAGCUAUGAUAUCAACCUGGAGGUCAAGCUUAAGUGUGAAGGUCUGAGUCAGCCACAUGUACUUUGUAGGAGUAACUUCAAGAACAUGUAUUGGACAAUGAAACAGCAGUUAGUCCAUCACACAGUGACCGGCUGUAACACGAAUCCUGGUGACCUGUUGGCUUCGGGAACCAUCAGUGGAAAGACACCAGACUCAUUUGGCAGUAUGUUGGAGCUGUGUUGGAAGGGCACCAAACCAAUAGAUUUAGGUGGUGGACUCACUCGCAAGUUCUUACAGGACAGUGAUGAAGUCAUCAUGUCAGGAUGGUGUGAGAAUGACGGAGUACGAGUUGGCUUUGGCACAUGUACUGGGAAAGUCCUACCGGCACUGGACAUGUGAUUAUUAGUAUAAUCAAUUGGAGGAUAUGAUCUUGUUAAAACCUAGGAGUGUUAGUCAUCGUGUUUGUAAGGCGGCGGUCCUGGUGUUUGUAAGGCGGCGGUCCUGUGUACAUGUAUUGUGGCAGUCCUCUAAACUGUGGAGAUCCUGUGUACUAUGGCAGUUCUUCGUAAUGUGGCGCUCGAGUCUUUCUACCUUGGAACAUGAAAAUCUGUCCUGCCACAGAUUACAUAAUACAUAUCAAAUUUGGAUAUUUUUAUUACAAUCUUGCUAGUGGGAAGAACCCUUUUCUUUCUUCCUAUUAUUACAUAUAUUUCUACAGAUCAUAUGCUAUCUCUGCCAAUCUGUAUUUCUGAAUUUAACAUUCCUGUCAUCUUAGAAGUUGAUUUAUAUUGUUAACUGUAAGCAGAUCAGAUUCUUCACUGUUAAAUUUAUAGUAACUGUUUUGCUUUCAUGCAAUAUAUAUAGUUAAUUUGAAAACAGCUUCUCCAUAGAAUGUGUGUUAAUGACAUUGCCUAUAUAAUGGGCUGUUGUCGAUCUGGGAUGGACGCCUAGGUAAAAUAAAACUCUUACAUGUAGAACAAAAUCAUUGACACAGAUCACAUCACGAAGGUCUGAGUCGACACUCCUUCCUGAGUAUAGAGACCGGGGUGUGAGUGUUUAUUGGUACGGGAGUGUAUGUUUGUGAUGAUCACGUUGAUGUAUCAUGUUAUACUACCAUGGGGAAUAAAUCAAGCAAUCUUUA
Molecule: messenger RNA, 2081 nt
Organism: Pecten maximus
Lineage: Eukaryota; Metazoa; Mollusca; Bivalvia; Pectinida; Pectinidae
Product: fumarylacetoacetase-like
Exons: 12
Coding region: 77-1339 (420 amino acids)
Biological process (GO): L-phenylalanine catabolic process; L-tyrosine catabolic process; homogentisate catabolic process
Molecular function (GO): fumarylacetoacetase activity
Source: RefSeq, a predicted model, not a curated record